Lagopus leucura (white-tailed ptarmigan) is the source of this 350-nucleotide messenger RNA. RefSeq names its product myosin light chain kinase, smooth muscle-like. The coding region runs from base 4 to 297 and encodes 97 amino acids. The record is from RefSeq and is a predicted model, not a curated record. Lineage: Eukaryota; Metazoa; Chordata; Aves; Galliformes; Phasianidae. The transcript is spliced from 2 exons.
CCCAUGGAGGACCCCAAUGCUGUAGGGUCACCCGACCCCAUGGAGGACCCCAACCCCAUGGAGGACCCCAAACCCAUGGAGGACCCCAAUGCUGUAGGGUCACCCAAACCCAUGGAGGACCCCAAUGCUGUAGGGUCACCCGACCCCAUGGAGGACCCCAACCCCAUGGAGGACCCCAAACCCAUGGAGGACCCCAAUGCUGUAGGGUCACCAGAACCCACAGAUGACUCCAACUCCACAGGGGACCCAAAUCCCAUAGAAGACCCCAAACCCGGGCAGGGCUCUGAGGAGGAAUGAACCCCCUCUUUUUGGGGUCAGCUGUGGGGUGGAGAACGCAGCAAUAAAGAGGU